AUGGCUGACAGAUGGUGCGAAACGUUCGGAGAACAGCGUGGGACAAGGCUGCAGUUUGAGACCUUCAACUUGUAUCAUGCGAAUCAUUGGAUCAUCAAACCAGCCACCGACGGCUAUGCGAAAAAGGGCUGCAGCAUGGUUGAGAUCAUGGCGAUUCAAGUGCAGAGACCUCACUGGUUUGAGCCUGUUUGUAAGUUUCUGGCCUGCUUGGAGCAGCAUGCUCUGGUGCGAGAACUCUCAAGCAGUACAUUCUAUUGGGUCUGUGCAUAUGCCAACAACCAGCACUGCGUGGAAGAGGAUAUCAAAAGCAACCCACGCAGCACUUCAUUCUACAGAGCUAUGCAGAUGUCUGAGGGAGUUCUUUUGGUGCUGGAUUCAGCUGGAACGCCUUUCGGUUUCAGCUGGUCUCAAAACACCAUGGCCGAAACCGGGAGACGCGAUGCGACACUCACACUACGCAGGGCUGACAAGGCGAAGCGCGGGGCUGCCAAGUUGGACAGCGAGGCAGCUGAAGUGGACGCCACCUCGUUGUCGCACUAUGUUGGAACAGAGUUGUUAGAGAGAUCCUUUAGGAUUCGCUGCCUCAUGUCGGUUUCUGUGGAUAUUCCUGGACAUGGUUACUUAGAUAUCAAACUGACUGCGACGAGCACCGCUGCUGACAUUAUUUUACUGCUACGUGAGCGUUUGCCAGACAGCCCAUGGCAUGGGAACAAGUUGCUGUCAAGUGGGGUCUGCCAGCUACAGUGCGAUGACAUUGUGGAGGCAACCCGCCACAGCACUUUAAUCUUGACAAACUACUCAGAGAUCACCAACCAGGAGGCUUUCUGCAUCGAAGAUACUGCAGAGCGAGGGAUCACUCGCGAGCAAUUGGCAAAGAUCGUUGUUUUCAUCUCCAAGAUGGCUGACAGAUGGUGCGACGGCUAUGCGAAAAAGGGCUGCAGCAUGGUAGAGCUCAUGGCGAUUCAAGUUCAGAGACCUCAUUGGUUUGUGUCACAUGCUUGGAUCGAGCCUGUUUGUAAGUUUCUGGCCUGCUUGGAGCAGCAUGCUCUGGUGCGAGAACUCUCAAGCAGUACAUUCUAUUGGGUCUGUGCAUAUGCCAAUAACCAGCACUGCGUGGAAGAGGAUAUCAAAAGCAACCCACGCAGCACUUCAUUCUACAGAGCUAUGCAGAUGUCUGAGGGAGUUCUUUUGUCCAAGGUGGCAGUGGCACCUGGCGCGCAACUGGAGAGACGUUCGCAAGACACCGAGGCAUCGGAAUGUCCAGUCGAAGUCAUCACAUGUAUCAAAGUCUUCAGUCGAAGUCUUCAUGAAAAAUUCACUGCAGCGGCUCGAAUGCCCAGCACUGCGCGAUUGACGAGUUUCGAGAGUCGUGGGGUGAGGACGCUGCAUCGGCUGCUGUCCUUGGAAUUAUUGGAGAAAGUGUUCGUUGCCCUGUUCCCUUUGGGUUCGGGGCAAAGCCAACUUGAUGCCCCCGAUCUUGGCGCAACAGAGACUUUCUGCAUCAAAGAUACUGCAGAGCGAGGGAUCACUCGCGAGCAAUUGGCAAAGAUCGUUGUUUUCAUCUCCAAGAUGGCUGACAGAUGGUGCGACGGCUAUGCGAAAAAGGGCUGCAGCAUGGUUGAGAUCAUGGCGAUUCAAGUGCAGAGACCUCAGUGGUUUGUGUCACAUGCUUGGAGCGAACCAGUGUACAAGUUUCUGGCCUGCUUGGAGCAGCAUGCUCUGGUGCGAGAAUUGUCAAGCAGUACGUUCUAUUGGGUCUGUGCUUAUGCCAACAACCAACACUCUGUGGAUGAAGACAUCAAAAAAAACCCGCGCAGCACAUCUUUCUACAGGGCCAUGCAGAAGUCUGAGGGAGUUCUCUUGGUGCUGGAUUCGGCUGGAAAGCCUUUCGGUCUUAGCAACUUGCGGGUGCUGAACCUGAUGUCCAACAGGUCCAAGGUGGCAGUGGCACCUGGCGCGCAACUGGAGAGACGUUCGCACACCGAGGCAUCGGAAUGUCCAGUCGAAGUCAUCACAGGUAUCAAAGUCUGCAGUCGAAGUCUUCAUGAAAAACUCACUGCGGCAGCGGCUCGAAUGCCCAGCACUGCGCGAUUGACGAGUUUCGAGAGUCGUGGGGUGAGGUGCAUUUUGCCAGCAACUCUGCCAGAGGACGCCACGUCAGUCGUUUGGUUGUUUUUGCCCCUCUGGCGUUUUCUCAAGACGGACUUGUACCGCAUUUGCACUGUGCGGAUUCGCUGCCUCAUGUCGGUCUCUGUGGAUAUUCCUGGACAUGGUCACUUUGAUAUCAAACUGACUGCUUCGAGCACCGCUGCUGACAUUAUUUUACUGCUACGUGAGCGUUUGCCAGACAGCCCAUGGCAUGGGAACAAGUUGCUGUCAAGUGGGGUCUGCCAGCUGCAGUGCGAUGACAUUGUGGAGGCAACCCACCACAGCACGGUGGUCUUGACAAACUACUCAGAGAUCACCAGCCAGGACGGCUAUGCGAAAAAGGGCUGCAGCAUGGUAGAGCUCAUGGCGAUUCAAGUGCAGAGACCUCAUUGGUUUGUGUCACAUGCUUGGAUCGAGCCUGUUUGUAAGUUUCUGGCCUGCUUGGAGCAGCAUGCUCUGGUGCGAGAACUUUCAAGCAGUACAUUCUAUUGGGUCUGUGCAUAUGCCAAUAACCAGAUUUGGUGCUGCUUCGAGGAG
Cladocopium goreaui is the source of this 2685-nucleotide messenger RNA. NCBI's taxonomy places the organism in Eukaryota, Dinophyceae, Suessiales, Symbiodiniaceae. The record is from the annotation of a GenBank genome assembly.